AUGAGCAGAUCAGCAGCAGGUCAGAAGAAGGUAGACACCGCGCACUGCAAAGGGCUCCAGCUGCAGCCAAUAACGCCAGUGGAGCAGCAACGGAUCUCAGAUGAGCAGAACCCAAGAGACCACCAGCCACACAAACAGCUGACGUGCAGCAGGAGGAACAAAGACACACCUGGUAGCAGCCACCUGCCCAAAUAUAAAGGCAUCUGCCACGCACAUCAAUCAGUGGUGCGAUCUGAUCUGCACCUGGUGCACAGAGUGGGGAGGGUGGAACACCAUUUCACCACAUUCCCAAGGGGGCUGAUGACCGAAGAGCGCCGUGGUCGCCUGCCCGAGAAACGAACAUCCACCGUCUCUUCUUCCCGCCUCUCUUGUCUCGCCAUGGAGCUCGGUUCGGUGAUUUUAACCACCGGGGGCUCCGUGGGGGUUUUCAGGCUCGUGAACGCCGGGGUCGGUAUGCUCCCCGUGCCCGAGUCCGCGCGCAGGAAUGCGUGGAAAUGGAGGAACAUCUCCACAUCCUUCGUCCACAGUGUCAUCACGGCCUUCUGGGCAGUGCUGUGCUUUUUUGUUCAACCACAGAUGGCUGAGGAUCUGAUUGAAACCCACUCUGUGUUUUCUCACGCUUUGGUGUCAUUUUCAAUCGGUUACUUCAUCUAUGACUUCUUUGACAUGGUGUUCAACCAGAAGCUCAGUCAGUCCUGGGAGCUGCUCUUCCAUCACACUGUGGUCAUCACCUGUUUUGGCCUCUCCGUCGUCUCAUGUCGCUACAUCGGCUUCGCCGUGGUGGCCCUGUUGGUGGAGCUCAACUCCGUGUUCCUUCACUUCAGACAGAUCCUGCGCAUGGCCAACAUGGCGGCGAGCACGCUUCACCGCGUCAACAGCAUGAUCAACCUAGGCACGUACGUGGUCUUCCGGAUCAACACGCUGGCCUGGAUGACCCGCUGGCUGGUGCUCAACAGGGACAAUGUGCCUCUCCUGGCGUACACGCUGGGCAGCGUGGGAAUGGCCAUCAUGACAGCCAUGAACAUCAUCCUCUUCUGUCGGCUGCUCAGGAGCGACUUUUUAAAGAGCAGCAUGAGGGAGGCCAAGAAGGAGAAGGAGACGUAGAGCUCCUCGUUUACACCCUGCGGCUGAGACGUACUCCUGUGUGUAGAUGGACGUGUUCAUGUCUGCAGGUACACGCACCGUGUAAGAGGACUCAAACAGCCUCACUUUAAACUCCGAGCGCACGUCUUUUCUGUAAAACCUUCCUGUCAGCUGCAGGUGCAGAACAAUACGAGGCCUUUAACGACACCAUUCGCCUUAUUGUCCCGCUGGGUGAUAAAGUGAGGACACAUUCCUCAUACAAACCUUCUGCCUCCGCUUGAGCAGAAACAAAAAUCAAAUAUCUUCAGCUACAUCAUGAUACUUUAUUUUUUAUAAUGUGGUGUUAUUUUUAUUUACCGCCAAGCUAAACCUUUUUGUUGUGUGACACUCGCACUGCAGACACGUUUACAGCAAAAUCACCUCGACUAAAAACCGCCUGCUACCUCAGAUUCUGCUCCAGUUUUUUUUUUUUUUUUUUUUCUCAUUCCCAUUUUGCUGAUGGUAUUUGGCAUUUGGUUAGUUAAAACAAAUGUAAUAUAAAGUAAGCAGAGAAAACACUACAGGAGUAUAAAACCUUACUUUGAUCAAUUCUUUGAAGAAGGCUCUAAAUGAAGCAGAUUUUAAUUCACGAUCAGUUCAUGAAGGGCAUUCAUCUAACGAGUUAGAGCAAUUUUAUGGUUUGUUUUACAUAUUUAAACAAAAGACUUUAGGAUGAUAAAUUAGCUGUAGCAGGCUUAUUAUUAUAUAUGAUGACAAAGUUCAGUCCUACUUCCUGUACUUAUAAAAU
This is a messenger RNA of Nematolebias whitei (Rio pearlfish), 1870 nucleotides long. RefSeq names its product TLC domain containing 2 (gene tlcd2). Lineage: Eukaryota; Metazoa; Chordata; Actinopteri; Cyprinodontiformes; Rivulidae. The transcript has 5 exons. Gene Ontology annotation, cellular component: plasma membrane. The record is from RefSeq and is a predicted model, not a curated record. Bases 1 to 1104 code for a protein of 367 amino acids. Gene Ontology annotation, biological process: regulation of membrane lipid distribution; plasma membrane organization; phospholipid homeostasis.